Messenger RNA from Dendrobium catenatum, 1898 nucleotides. RefSeq names its product pentatricopeptide repeat-containing protein At2g34400. Lineage: Eukaryota; Viridiplantae; Streptophyta; Magnoliopsida; Asparagales; Orchidaceae. Gene Ontology annotation, biological process: RNA modification. The record is from RefSeq and is a predicted model, not a curated record. Gene Ontology annotation, molecular function: RNA binding; protein binding. The transcript is spliced from 2 exons. Bases 37 to 1887 code for a protein of 616 amino acids.
GAGGAGUUUCUACGAUAAUCUAACGAUUUAAAGUUUAUGAAGAAUUUACCGAUCCUCUUAAGCUUCCCGCCAUUCCAGGCACAAAUGUUCAAACCGAAAGCCUUUGUGCCUUUGUCAUCUCCAGCUCAUCUCUUAUCUCUUCUCAAACAAUCCAAAACCCUAGAAUCCAUCAAGCAAAUCCACUCCCAGAUGCUCGUUUCCUCCCUCCAUUUUCAAAACCACCUCCUUUGCAAGCUCGUCGACCUCAAAUUCUUCUCCUACUCCUUCCUCCUUUUUUCCCAAAUCCCCUCUCCAAAUGACUUCUCCUUCAAUAUUAUGAUUCGUGGCCUCUCCACUUCAUGGAAAAGCUACGCCUUAGCCCUCAAAUUCUACCUCCGGUUACUUCAGUCUGGUGAAAGUCCAAGCAAGUUCACCUACCCUUUCGUCUUCAUUGCUGCUGCGAAUCUACCGUCCGCUUACCAUGGCCUUUCGGCCCACAGCUCUGCUAUCCAGCGUGGUCUUGACUUAGAUCUCAACACCCAGCAUUCGUUGAUCACUAUGUAUGCUAGAUGCGGUGAUUUGAAGAGUGCAUGGAAGGUGUUUGAUGGAAUUGCUGAGAGGGAUGUGGUUUCAUGGAAUGCAAUGAUUUCGGGGUGUAUGAAGAUGGGUUUUUCCAUGCAGGCUUUGGAGUUGUUUUGGAGGAUGAGAAGGGAGGGGUUUGAUAUGAAUGGGAUGACAGCGGCGAGCAUACUAGCGGCAUGCGGAGAGGUGGGGGAUUUGAAGUUGGGACAGGAGGUGGCGGCGUUGGUGGAGGAGAGUGGAGUGGAGAUGAAUUCAUUUAUUUGGUCCGCAUUGAUUGACAUGUAUGGAAAGUGUGGAAACCUUGAAGAAGCGAGAAGGGUUUUUGAUGAGAUAUCGAAUCCGGAUUUACCUGUCUGGAAUGCAAUGAUUACAGGGUACUCACAAAAUGGCUUAUCCAAUGAAUCCAUCAAGCUAUUCAACACCAUGAGAGAAGCAAAUGUGGAGCCAGACAAAAUGACAUUAGUUGGAGUACUGUCAGCUUGUGGUGCCACUGGUGCCCUAGAAUUAGGAAGGUGGGUGGAUGAUUUUGCUCUAAGGAGAGGUCUUCACCACAAUGUUUAUGUUGGUACAGCUCUCAUUGACAUGCAUGCCAAAUGUGGGAAUGUGGACCGUGCCAUUACCAUUUUUACUUCCAUGCCUAGUAGGAAUAUUGUUUCUUGGAAUGCCAUGAUCUCUGGUCUUGCCUUCCAUGGUAGAGGCAGGGAGGCCAUUUGUCUCUUCUCCAGAAUGAGGAAUGAGGAGCCAACUCUUCGGCCAAAUGAUGUAACUUUUAUCGGAGUACUCACCGCCUGUGUGCACGCUGGAUUGGUUCGAGAAGGCCGCGAUUGGUUCAGUUUGAUGAAGCCUAAGUUUGGAGUAGUUCCAAAAAUUGAACACUACUCCUGUAUGGUGGAUCUUCUAGCUCGUGCUGGAAACUUGGAAGAAGCAUGGGAUCUCAUGGAAAAAAUGCCAGAGAGGCCUGAUGCUGUUAUGUUGGGGGCUUUGCUCUGUGCUUGCCGAAGUUUUCGAAAUGUUGAGAUUGGAGAGAGAGUUAUGAGUAGGAUUCUGAAGUUGGAGCCUUUAAACUCAGGAAAUUAUGUUAUCUCUUCAAAGAUUUAUGCAUGUUCAAAGAGGUGGGAUGAUUCUGCAAGGAUGAGAGGGUUGAUGAGAGAGAGGGGUGUUUCCAAAACACCAGGUUGUAGCUGGAUUGAGGUAGACAAUGAAGUCCACGAAUUCCAUGCUGGUGAAGGUUUGCAGGCAAUAUCCACUGAGAUUCAUCAGAUCAUUGAAAUUUUGAUAGAUGAGAUGAUGAUUCAUGGAUACAAUCCAAACAUCAGCCUAGUAUGAGGAGCUUUUAA